AUGGUCAGUUUAAUCGCGUUUCUUUCUAUAAUUUUUGUUAAAUUUGUUUGUGGUGUAUCAUUGCAAUGUUACGUUACUGAUGUAAAGAUUCUCUUAGAGGGGUGUGAUCGACUUACUGGACUUAAUUUAACCAGUGUAGGAGGUACAAUGGUUAAUGAUCAUAACUGUGAUGUCCUGCUGCCUAGACAAGUUUUCGUCGAAGAACCACUAUUUCAAUAUGCUUUGGCGGACUCGGUUUGUAAUUUUAAAAUUUGUCAAAGAAAAAUCUUUUUUAAUGUCAUCGGUUUAAAGUCCACAUUGAAGAUAAUUAACUGGUUUUAA
Molecule: messenger RNA, 321 nt
Organism: Diatraea saccharalis (sugarcane borer)
Lineage: Eukaryota; Metazoa; Arthropoda; Insecta; Lepidoptera; Crambidae
Source: the annotation of a GenBank genome assembly